AUGACAUUUGUAGGCAAAGUUGUCAAGACAUACGCAGAUACUGGCAUGUUUGUGAAGAACAAGUUCGGCGGCUGUAAGUUCGUUGUCAGGCACUUCGCAGGCGAGGUGGACUACGAUUGCGAGGGGUUCAUGGCCAAGAACGACGACAAGCUUCCCGCUGAAACGAUAGAGUAUCUGCAGAACUCCAGAGUGUCGGUGCUGAGCGACAUCGGAAACAAGCUCGCCGCGCAAUUGGACGGCGCUGCAACCCCUCGCGGAGGAAAGAAGAAAACGAACACCGUCUGCUCGCGCUUCCGAGAGUCCCUGGCGGAGCUUAUGACGAAGCUCGACGAGGCGCAACCGCACUUCGUGCGAUGCAUCAAGCCCAACCAGGAGCGAGUCAAGAACAAGUUCACCAGCAAGCUGGUGAUGGAUCAGCUGCUCUACUGCGGAGUGAUGGAGCUCAUCAAUAUCCACUGCUCAGGCUUCCCGGAGCAGCAUACUUGUGACGAGAUCAAGCACCACUACGAGCCCGUUCUGGGGCGGCGGAACCUGGUGAACCGAAAGGCGGAGGCGUACAUGUCGGCGCUGAAGAAGGAAUGGUCCUGGAGUCACCGACGCCCACUCUGUCCGCUGACGAGCUCGACCUCGGUGUCAAGAUCGGCAAGACCAUGGUGUUCAUGA
This is a messenger RNA of Prorocentrum cordatum, 663 nucleotides long. Lineage: Eukaryota; Dinophyceae; Prorocentrales; Prorocentraceae. The record is from the annotation of a GenBank genome assembly.